CUCUGGCCAUCGGCAACCCAGCUUGGGCCCCGGAGGGGGUAAGAAAAGGUCAGGCCAGGAGCUGGAGGAAAGGGUGAAUGGCCCUGGUAGAGGGGUCUGCCUAGCCUCUGCCAGCACUGGGCUUCAUCCUGCUUGCUCCGCUUGACUGUGGGGGAGUGACGUCUUCUAGCCUGCCCCUGCUCCGCCCCUGCCCGAUGUCUACACUGGGAACUGGGUGAAGCCAGAACCCCUUGUCUGUCUGGGCCAGGGAUUCCCCUGACUCAAGGGCACUUGUUUCAGCCCUUAAGUGGAUCAUACUUUGGGGAGCUGGGAGGAGCUGCCGAAACCACCUUCUUCCCUCCCUCCCUCCCCAGCAGAAGCGGCAGGAUCUCCUGCCGGUCCAUCGAGGUCGGGUGGCACCCCUGAGGCCUAUGCUGCUGCCCAGCUUCACCCAGGUGGGGCCUUCCGAAAGGAUCGGUUGGUCAGGAGGGAAAGAAGCUCCGGAGCUUUAGGAAUUGGAGGGAAGCCAGAGGUCGAGCAAGCAUGAGCCUGGCACGUGGGGCUGUUUGCGGCUCAAGUCCCAAGGUCAGAGGCCUGUUAGCUCCUUUUUUAUGUGAAAGGUGGGUGGGUCUGUGGCGGGCCAAUUGUCUGGGCCUGGGAGUCACCUGCCUGGCUCUACUGUUUAUAGCGCUAAAGGAGGACUAGUCAUUAGCCUGAGUUAUUCAGGGCCUGAGGGACGGGGUUUAUCCAGAGAGCCAGAGUAAGCUGUUGCUCACCUGUGGGAGAAACACCCAGACAAGGUCCCAUCUCUCAAAAGAAGGAGGGGACUUUCGAAUGACUUGAACUGAUGUCGAUUUUUCUCCGGGCCUGAUCUUCAGAGCCCUGUGCACCUCUUCCCACUCCCCUGGCCAUUCUGGAAAGGAGAAGGAGCGGGAGCGGAAUUUAUGGCUUCAUUAGAAGUUGUGUUGCAGGGAGCUACCACUCACACCUCAUGGCGUCCACGCUGCGGCUGCUCACGUGGGAUGUGAAGGACACACUGCUGCGGCUUCGCCGACCGGUGGGGGAAGAGUAUGCGAGCCAGGCCCGAGCCCACGGGCUGCAGCUGGAGCCGGCGGCCCUCAGCCAGGCCUUCCACCAGGCCUAUAAAGCCCAGAGCCAGGAUUACCCCAACUACGGCCUGAGCCAGGGCCUGAGCUCCCGCCAGUGGUGGAUGGAGGUGGUCCGACGGACCUUCCUGCUGGCUGGGAUCUCAGAUGCCGCGGCCACCGACCCCAUUGCCAACAGACUCUAUCGAGACUUCUGCCGCGCCGACACCUGGGAGGUGGUGGCAGGGGCAGCGUGGACCCUGCAGCGGUGCCGGGAGCGGGGCCUGCGCCUGGCCGUCAUCUCCAACUUUGACCGGCGGCUGGAGGAGAUCCUGGUCCACUGCGGCCUGCGGCAGCACUUUGAGUUUGUGCUGACCUCGGAGGCGGCUGGCUGGGCCAAACCGGACCCGCGCAUCUUCCAAGAGGCCCUGCGCCGCGCUCGCGUUUCCCCCGCGCAAGCCGCCCAUGUAGGGGACCACCUCCUGAAUGAUUACCAGGCCGCCCGGCGGGCUGGCAUGCACAGCUUCCUCGUGACGGGGUCGGAGCCGCUCUCCCUGGGGACGGGAGCCGUGCCCUCAGACCACAUCCUACCCACCCUCCCCCACCUCCUGACUGUUCUCGACCGCCUGGAGGGCUCGAACCUGAGUCACUGACAACAACUGGGAACUGGGUGGCUCCGAAGACAUUUAGGGCCAGGAGCUGUGGGGGUGUGGCAAGCUAACCUGGCUAAAACUACCUUUUAAAAGACCCGCCAACACUCCACAGAGUUAGACAUGCACCCUCAGUGCCGCCCUGCAGCUCGGGAUAGUUUCUUGAAGCUUGUGGGAGCACCUCCACUCCAAGCCAGGAAGAUUCAAAAAUUUUACUUCUGCCUGUGCUUUCUUCUACCCAUGUGAAUCCCUUAAAAACCUUGAACACCCCCAAACACCAGCAGUUUGCCAGCUGGCAGCUAAGGUCGGGGCUGGUGCGGGGUGGGGGAGCGGAGUGAUGUGGUGUGGGAGGGGGCUUGCCUGCCUCACCACACUUUUGGAGCAGGGGUCACGACCAGCGGCAGCUCCUCUCACCCAGCCUCCUGCUUUUCUCUGCUCUUGGUUAUUCCUGGCCCUGCAGGUUUCCUCGAUGAGUAUAGAGUCAGUACCCCUAGGUGAAAAUCAGCUCCUUGCUGCAGUCACCCCUUAUUCUCCUUGGUCUCUCUGGCUCCCUUUUCCAUGGUAUUCAUUAAGCAUUUACUGUGUGCCUGGCACUGUCUGAAGCGCUGUAAUCAGGUUGGA
Molecule: messenger RNA, 2335 nt
Organism: Tachyglossus aculeatus (Australian echidna)
Lineage: Eukaryota; Metazoa; Chordata; Mammalia; Monotremata; Tachyglossidae
Gene: HDHD3
Product: haloacid dehalogenase like hydrolase domain containing 3
Exons: 2
Coding region: 971-1717 (248 amino acids)
Source: RefSeq, a predicted model, not a curated record